GUGUCUCUGUCUGUGUCUGUGUCUGUGUAUUUCUCUUUGUGUGUGUGUGUGUCAUUUGGUCAUUUAUUCUUCCCAGAAGAGACCGAGUAUUGCCCUCUCUUCAUAUCCUUCUCAGUGCCACAAUGGACAGUCUGACGCCUCUGCACCGAGCAGCGGCCGAGGGGUUAUUGGAGUGUGUGCAGGCCCUCGUUGAGGCCGGAGCUGACUCACACCUGAAGGACUCCAAUGGACACACACCUUUGGAGAUGGCAACAAUGUGGUGCCACCGUCAGGUCGCUCGGUUCCUGAAGGAUGCCAUGUGGCAGAAGGCUAAAAAGACAGAGGUGACACAAAGACAGAAGCUGCAGAGGCUAAAAGAGAGUCUACAGUUCUGGCACCAUCUCGACGAGUGUAAAGACAAGUUUGUCAGACAGGAUGUGUCCAGGGAGAGGGUGACAGCCUGGGCCAAACAGAAGAGCGUCCCUCUCCAGUGGGGACCAGAGAGGGGCGCAUGGCUCCUCAACCACGUCCAGUGCACCUCUAAUGACCCUCCACCCGCCAAAGUCAAGGAGCGCAAGGGGCGACCAAAGCCUACCCGGGAGGCCUGGAACGUUUCCCCGAACCCCAAUAAACCUCCCAAAGCCUCCGUAAGCCGAUCUCAGGAGGUGCGUACCAGCACCCGCCCCCGAACGGCACCACCUACGCCAGACUUGCGCCGGAGCGUCGCGUUGACCAGAGAACCAAGCGGUCGCACCUACUACAAGGCAUGCUGGGAGGAUGAGCCCCGACCUGCCCCUGACCUGCCCCUGAAUGUCCUGAAGAGGGAGCUCUUCCCGGCUGACUUCCCCUCACGCCUGAGCUCCCCGCUGGACUUCCAGAGCUGCUCUGUGCUAGACCUGCCCCACUUUUGUCCCUCGCCAGACCCCCAAGCCUCCCCUUGGACUGAAAUCGCCAUGCACCUUGUGGAGGAGCUCCAGCCAGGGCAUUACUAGGGAAGGACAGCUGGGAUCUUAAGUCUCGUCCUCAUCAUAGGUCUCCUAAAGGUGGCACCUUUCAAGGGAUUAUUCACUAGGGAAUGACAUUUCUGACAAUAUCUAUUUUUUCAAGUUUGAGCCAGUUGUCACUCAUGUGGCGGUUGCUCAUCAAUCCAGCACAAACAGGUAUAGCCAGCUUUGUUCGGUUACAAUGUGCCUUUAGGGGUUCUUCUUUGAGAGCAAGGGUUAAACGUAGAACCUUCAAGCUGUGAGGCAAUGAUGAUGGAGAACCAUCCUAUAUUCUAGACGGAGAAAUAAAUAGUGUCUCAUUAUGCUAAGGAAUGUAGAGUAAAUGCUUGUGGGGAUGGGUUUGUGUGGCCUGCUACACAGCCAUGAAUUUGACAGAAAUAACAGAUAUCAGGUUAAGCGGAUACACAGAGAUAGAAAUCAUCUAUUAGAACACAAAUGGAAAAGGAGAAUCAAUUGAUCUUGCUUGGCCUCACCACAUGCUAGACUGAAGACACCAAGCAUACAGUGCACUUCUUCCUUCCUGACCAAUCACGAUGCAUGUAGUAUCUGCACAAAAGCUCUUUUCAGAAAGGCAUAUGUUUGCCCGGUGAUGUGCACACAACACACAAUCUAAAAACAACAACAGAUCUAUGCAGGUAAAUAUGAAUUGGGAUUGAAUCUUACAUGCUUCCCAUGGGGACUCCAUGUGAAAUUCCAACUCAACUUCCACAGGCACCAUCAGCCAGUCAGACAAGGCAGGCAUGUUAGUCCACACUGACAACAGACCGCGUGUUAGUCCACACUGACAACAGACCGCAUGUUAGUCCACACUGACAACAGACCGCAUGUUAGUCCACACUGACAACAGACUGCAUGUUAGUCC
Messenger RNA from Clupea harengus (Atlantic herring), 1845 nucleotides. It is a transcript of the gene ankrd53, whose product is annotated as ankyrin repeat domain 53. Lineage: Eukaryota; Metazoa; Chordata; Actinopteri; Clupeiformes; Clupeidae. Gene Ontology annotation, molecular function: protein binding. The record is from RefSeq and is a predicted model, not a curated record. Gene Ontology annotation, cellular component: spindle pole. Gene Ontology annotation, biological process: positive regulation of microtubule polymerization; regulation of mitotic spindle organization; mitotic metaphase chromosome alignment.